UGUGUUUCUUGCAUGGCUAGAAUCUUUCUUGCUAAGCAAGACCAGUCGACCCCUACUCGUUGGUUGGAAGGGACCUGUCCUUGCCCAACUUGCAGAGCGACAUUCUGUGUUAUGGAUGUGGCUCUUCUUUCCUACUAUGAUGAGGAAAAUCAUGAUCCGGUUGUCGCCGAAGAAGUGGAGCAGUAA
Cylicostephanus goldi is the source of this 186-nucleotide messenger RNA. Lineage: Eukaryota; Metazoa; Nematoda; Chromadorea; Rhabditida; Strongylidae. The record is from the annotation of a GenBank genome assembly.